Fomitiporia mediterranea MF3/22 is the source of this 1661-nucleotide messenger RNA. RefSeq lists its product as uncharacterized. Bases 154 to 1485 code for a protein of 443 amino acids. Lineage: Eukaryota; Fungi; Basidiomycota; Agaricomycetes; Hymenochaetales; Hymenochaetaceae. Gene Ontology annotation, molecular function: nucleotide binding. The record is from RefSeq and is a predicted model, not a curated record. The transcript is spliced from 8 exons.
CGCUUUCUCUGAUCUCUCUUUCUUUCUUGGCCACUGCCCUUCCUGCUGCUGCCCGCCACCGCCGACGCGCUCGUUGCUGACGGAUCUCUGCUUAUAGAGUGUUUAUCUAGCUAGCUUGCUACUCCUCCACUUGACGACGUCGACAACAACAACAUGCAUUCACCAAUGUCUUCUUCGCGCCGCCCGUCCGAGCGUCGUUUCUCGGAGCGCAGGCCGUCGGGCGCGCAGUCCCGUAAGUCGUCCAUCGAUCCGUCAAGGCUCGUCCGUAUGGACAAGAUGACGCAUAUCGGUGGAUCCGAGAACUUUAAUGUCGUCUUUAUUGGAGCGGGGAAUAUCAUGUUUGGUUCGGACGAGGGACCGUGGAACCACUCGUUCCGCUUCGAACACAAACUUGGCCCGCGUCUCAAGGUCAUCGCCUUGAUCGACCCGGCGGUCGAGCGCGCCCAGGCCGUGCUUAAGAUGAAGUGCGACUCGUUCGUGGUGUCUGCAUAUAAGGACACGCGUAUCUACAAGAACUUUGACGAGUUCGUCAAGAGUAUGCCGGAGAAGCAACGCCCGCAUGCGUUCGUCAUUGGCAGCCCGCCGAUGUUCCGUGGAAACACGAAACCCGGACGCGAUGUGGAACUUCAGAUCUUGAGGCACUUCCCUGGCGUUGCGAUGUUCAUUGAGAAACCUGUCGCGACGCACCCUGAUGCAGAGGUUGACGAGGCUUUUGCUGUGGCGAAGGCGAUUAACGAUAGUGGAAGCAUUUGUUCCGUUGGAUACAUGCUUCGUUAUCUCAAAGCCGUGCAGAUGAUGAAGCAGAUUAUCCUGGACAAUGACUUGACGGUGAUGGCCACCGUCGCUCGCUAUGCUUGUGCGUAUGAAGCCAUUGCGAAGCCCGACUGGUGGGAUAAAUCGAAGAGCUGUGGUCCCAUUGUCGAGCAGGGCACUCACUUCUGCGAUCUCUCGCGUUACUUCGGAGGUGAUGUUGAUAUCGAAUCCGUCCAGGCGCAUUCAGUCGAGUGGGAUGAAUUGCCGGGAAAGCUGUCGAAGAUGUCCAUUGAUGAGUCAAAAAUUGCACCGGAAAACAGAGUUCCUCGUGUCACCUCUGCCACCUGGAAAUAUGAUAACGGCGCUGUCGGCAGCUUGACUCAUGCUGUUUCCCUUCAGGGCACGAACUAUAGCUGCGAGCUUGAAGUCUUCUGUGAUGGAUACUCGCUCAAACUCGUGAACCCAUAUGUCCAGCCGACGCUGUAUAUCCGUCGCCCAGGAGAUGACUAUGAGGAGACACAUCGUUUCCCAGAUGACGAUCCGUUUUUCUCGGAGGUCUCCAAUCUUAUCGACGUGAUUGAGGAUAUUGAGGAAAACGAUGAGGAGGCUGGCCUUAUCCUGAGCAGUUACGAGGACGCAUGUAAGACGUACGAAUUUACGUGGGCAAUCCGUCGUGCUAGUGAGCGCUCCAUCAAGAAGAAGGACCAAACUGCGUCACCAGGCGGUGCAUAGACGUAGAUGUGUAUGACAAGACUCAGGUUCUUGUUACAAUGUUAGGUCAGGAAGACUGGAUAGACGUAUAGAAAGGAAAUGCGGAAGGAAACUUGAUUGCUGAAGAAAAAAAUUCUUGUACUGCUUGACUUGUAAAGUGAUUCCAUUAGGCCGGAAUAUACCGUUGCUUGUCUCAU